CACAAAUUAAACACGUAGGCCAUCUAUUAAACUCUUUGGACUGUAAUGAACUCGUUGUACAACCACGGGAUCAAACAGACCCAGCUUAUCAGCAAGGACUUGUCCUCAUUUGAAGGCAAUCUUUCUACUUCACCCCUUUCACUCCAAGGUUCAAUUUCAACCUCCAUUACAGCAUUCAGGAAAACCAUAAAGGAGUAUGGAGACCUUGUUAAUCAAAAUAUAAAGGAUGAAAGUAAUGCGAAACAUGAACAGCGAUUGACGAAGUUCCAGCUGGAUCUACAGGACUUUAGCGCGAAGUUUGACUCCCUCAGAAAGCAAAGAGAUAACUUGACCCAUGAGGCAAACAAACAGGAGUUGUUGGGCCGUAGACACGGAGGUGUAGGUGGUGUCGGGGAUUCCCAGGGCGCGUCACUGUCGGACAAUCCAUUUGCACAACUGCAGCAACAACAACAACAACUUUCAUACCUGGAGGGACUCUACAAUGAAAGAAUGUCGCUUUCUAGAGGAACACAGCAAUUGGAUCACAUUUUAGAAAUGGGCCAACAAACGUUUGAAGAUAUUGUAGAACAAAAUGAUAUCUUACGUAAGUUGGGAGCAAAGUUUGAAGAAAGUCUUGUCACAUUGGGGGUAAGUCAAGGAACCAUCAAAAGAAUUGAAAAGAGAGCUAAGCAAGAUAAAUGGCUCUUUUGGGGAUGUGUAAUUUUAAUGUUUGUAUGUUUCUGGUAUAUACUAAGAGUUUUCCGUUAGAAAAAAGAAUACAAAUAAUUAGCAUUGAUUGGUAAUGUAGUACAAUAUCAACCAUUUA
This is a messenger RNA of [Candida] anglica, 805 nucleotides long. NCBI's taxonomy places the organism in Eukaryota, Fungi, Ascomycota, Pichiomycetes, Serinales, Debaryomycetaceae. The record is from the annotation of a GenBank genome assembly.